AUGACUAAAUUGUCGAAAUAUCUAAGAGAUGAACCUGUAGAUUCAAUUUGUGGAAAUAUAAAAAAAAAAAGAGAAAGACAAAAAUGCGAAUCAUUUCAUAAUUCAUACACACUUUAUCCAUAUGAUCAACUAUUUGACUUUACAUUUAUCAGACAAAACCUCAAAACCAUAAAUGCACCAAAUUUCGACCUUGAAACAGUUAUUGAAAUGUUAAAUAUCACUGAACCAAGGAAAGAAAUUUAUUUCGAUUUUACCUAUGAAUAUGAUCGAAUGUACGACACUGAAGAAAAACCACACAUCAAGACUAAUGGAUUGUUAGAAUCAUUACAACUAUUCAAGAAACGUCCUGAAAAGCUUAUAUACUUUGGUAGUUUAUUUGGAUCAGGAAGAAUCCAUAAAGGUUUGGAAUCAUCAAAAAUCUUCUUUAAAAAAUUACAAGAAUCAUUUGUACCAAAUAAUCCAGUAAUUUUAAGUGUGGUGUCUAGUAUAGUAGAAAAAAUGAGUGGUGUUGAUGAUUAUAUUUCAGCUCAUGCUAGAGGCGGUGACAACGUUUAUGCAGAAAAAAGUAAAGAACAUUUUACUGAUUUAGUUAUGCAAAUUGAUAAAAAAUACCCAGAAAUUCCUCCACAUUUAACAUCACUGAAGAAUGAAUGUCCACCUAUUGACAAGGGUGAAAUCACAAAGAGAAAUUUAUAUGUAGCUAGUGAUGUUGGUAGGGAAAACGAAUCCAUGAAAGUGAUUCUGGAUAAAUUUCCUUGUCUAAGAAUGCUCUCUGAUUUCAGAGAUCAACUUGAACCUUAUGGAUCUCUCAUAAACCCUGUAGAUAAUAAAGUAAUGAGUCGCUUUUUAAUACCUUUAACUGAUCUUAUGGUAGCAGCUAAUGGCUUUGAAGUAUUUACAAUUAGAGGCAGUACUUAUGGUGCUUAUUUAAAAAGAUAUCAUAAAUUCCUAAAAAAGAAAGUUAUUAAAAGUUGA
Molecule: messenger RNA, 975 nt
Organism: Entrophospora candida
Lineage: Eukaryota; Fungi; Glomeromycota; Glomeromycetes; Entrophosporales; Entrophosporaceae
Source: the annotation of a GenBank genome assembly